Molecule: messenger RNA, 1071 nt
Organism: Puccinia graminis f. sp. tritici CRL 75-36-700-3
Lineage: Eukaryota; Fungi; Basidiomycota; Pucciniomycetes; Pucciniales; Pucciniaceae
Exons: 5
Coding region: 1-1071 (356 amino acids)
Source: RefSeq, a predicted model, not a curated record
AUGGCGGCUAGUACUACGACUACUCCCGCAUUGGAUCUGCUCUUGGUCAUUGAUGAAACGGAAGACCAAGCAAACACCAAAGGGGAAAAGAAAGAAAAGCGAAAGAAGGGACCCACCUAUCAAGAUCAUGAGGAUGCUCAGCUAAGCUCCUCCUGGGUUGAGGUCUCCGAGGAUCCAAGUGUUGGGACCGAUCAAGCCGGCACUCGAUUCUGGGAUCGCAUAUCUAAAUGCUACCACGGCACAAUUCCUCAGCCGCCUCAACCGAUUGGUAGUCUCAAGGGUCGCUGGCAACUUAUCUCUCAUGGGGUCAGCAAAUUCGCCGGUGUGGAAAGAAAGGCGCGCCCUAGGGUAUUUCUUGCACUUCUCCGCUCCGCAACACGUCUUACUCCGGCUAAUACACGAUUCACUCCUAAGUCACUCUUAUCCCACACUCCAGUCCCUUCCUGCUUCCCGCAAUGUCAUCCGCUGUCACCCCCUCGGACUCCGCAUGUCACCCCUCCGACGCCUGUCGGUCCAGGUACUCCUCCGGCCGCUCAUAAGCAGGUCUCCCACCGCCGCUUCCGCCUCUGGUCCGCUCCGAACCCCGCUUCCGCCCCUCGGUGCUCCCCGCUCCUUGUAGCCCCUCCGCAGUAUACGCUGACCCCCGUUCCGCAGUCGGCCGUGAUACCCGGUCGUCAGCUCCGCGUGCUUUCCGCGUCAGCGCCGCGAGCAUUCCGCAUGCCCCCAAACAAACCGGCCAAAGCUUUGGCCCAGGCGCGCUCCCGCCACCACACCGGUUGCGUCAAACACAUCGAUCAGUUGAAUCCCAGCGGUGCCACUUCCGAGGAUCGAUUGACAAAGGCUCUUGCUCUUUUUUCCAAGCUUCAAGGAAAGACGUUUGGCUUCCUUCAGUGCUACAAUAUCCUCACCUCUUCUCCGAAAUGGUCCGAUUAUUUUCAAGAUAUGAACACAAAGACCGUCAAAGGCCCCAAGAAGAAGAAAAAGCAAGCAAGAAGCCCAAGCAGUGAAGCACCCCCCUUGACCUCUGAACAAGCUUCAGACACCGAGACUCCGAGUGAAACUCCCGAUUGA